Messenger RNA from Danaus plexippus (monarch butterfly), 1537 nucleotides. It is a transcript of the gene Mettl4, whose product is annotated as N(6)-adenine-specific methyltransferase METTL4. Bases 190 to 1233 code for a protein of 347 amino acids. The record is from RefSeq and is a predicted model, not a curated record. The transcript is spliced from 5 exons. Gene Ontology annotation, cellular component: nucleus; RNA N6-methyladenosine methyltransferase complex. NCBI's taxonomy places the organism in Eukaryota, Metazoa, Arthropoda, Insecta, Lepidoptera, Nymphalidae. Gene Ontology annotation, molecular function: nucleic acid binding; methyltransferase activity.
AAUUGCUUAUAUUUUAUACAAAAGAAAUAAUAAUAUUAUCCUUCGUAGUAUACUUCGUAAUAGUUUAUUUAUAAAUAGUUGUUAUUGAUUUUCUGUGUUAAAAAAAUGUUAAUCAGAUUCAAACCUUUUUGUGAGUUCAGAUUUUAGUUACUCACUAAUGUCUAAUACUCUGAUUUCGGAAUACUAAACAUGAGUAUGAUAUUAUGUGAAGAUAAUGUAUAUUUUAUUGAUCACAGAGAUUUUAUUUCCACAAUAUACAAAAACGUUUCAUUUGACUCGGACAAAACCAGAAAUCUUAGUCUUACAAACAAAUUGUUUUGUAUAAAAAGUGAUAGUAGCAAAGAAGUAGUUUCAAAGAAAAGGCCUCGAAUAAGUACAGAAAUCAUUGACGAUGCAAACAAAGUAAAACAAAUGUAUAAUAAACUAAUUAGCAAGCUACAACCGGAUAUGAUUAAGGAAACUCAUGAUAAGUACAAUGUAAGUGAUACGUCUUCAGUAAGAAAUCUGUCACAAGCUUACUUUGAGUCAACUAUAUUUGAUCAUGCUGGUGUCAGUGGCGGGAACAACUCUGAUAAGCCCCUGAAGUGCAAAAUUAAGGAUCAAUAUUUUCUUAUCCCUGAACAGAGUAGAUUCUUAUGUGGAGAUGUAAGCGACCAAUGUAGAAAGCUUAUUGGUAAUAAAUAUGACAUUAUUGUAGCUGACCCUCCUUGGUGGAAUAAAUAUAUACGAAGACUGAAGGGAGCUAAUGAAAAGCUCGGCUAUUCAAUGAUGUACAAUGAAGAUAUCGCUGAUAUACCAGUUAAGGAGCUCAUGUCCGAGAACUGCUUGGUUGCUGUGUGGUGUACCAAUGCACCCAGCAAUAUAACUGCUGUUAAAGAUAAGAUUUUUCCUCAGUGGGGCGUGGAGUAUGUAGCUACAUGGUACUGGCUGAAAUUAACAAUAAAUAUAAAACCUCUUUGUGUAUUCGGAUCUGGAUGUAAAAAACAACCAUAUGAAAGAAUUAUUCUCGGUAAAGUUGGUAAUAUAGAAUUACCUGAUGAUGUUUUAGUGGCCAGUAUCCCAAGCGCUUUACAUUCACAUAAACCACCUCUACAAGAAUUAUUGACAAAUUUUAUCAAAACCGAUGAGCCGCAAUUUUUGGAGUUGUUUGCAAGGUACCUUCUGCCUAGAACAACUAGUAUUGGUUUAGAGCCUUUGAAAUGGCAACAUAUAUCAUUAUAUGAAGAAACGUGACAUAUUAAAUUUUUACAUGUUGUACCUAAAUAUUCCUUAAAUCCGUAUUAGUUUUUUAGCAAGUCAUAUUUUUAUACAUCAAUAGUACUAAAGGUGAAGCGUGGAGAAAGAAAAAAAUCAUAAUUAAAUAGAAUACUUAUUUAUUAAAUACAUAGCUAUGUGUAAAGAGGUUGAUUGUAUUAAAUUAACUUUUUCCAUUGACUACAAUGACGGUUGUUUUAUUCUUCUUGGGAUAGCCAUCAGGAUUCAUGGUUUGCCAUCUCCAAAAAUCUGUACCUGUUAUAAUGAAUGAGAUAAUUUCAAA